CUAACAACUCAUAUAACUUCAGUCACAGCUGUCAAGUACAUGCAUGAUUGCGACCAUUUUAUUGCUUCAACGACCCGAAACCGCAUGAUUCCUUGAUUGAAAUCGGUGGCCAUGGCCAAUAAAAAAGCAAGGCAACGGAUUUCCUACGUCCUUCCCCUUGCGAAUUCGCCUGGCGGUCAUCGCCUUGGUGUCAAUGGACUUGCUGUAGAUAGUGAGCAAUCGAUAUUAUACUCGGGAGGACGAGAUGGAGCAAUAUGUGCUUGGAACCUCAAUCUUGACUUGAAUUCCUCGAUACCUUCCGAGAACCCCUUCGACUCCCCUGAAGAUCCUCUCGAGGAUGCGACCAAGGACUCGAGUCCAAAAAAGACCUCGACGACUUUCCGCGCGCAGACUCAGGCACACACCCAUUGGGUCAAUGAUAUCGUCCUUGCUCAAGACAAUGCCGCUCUGGUCUCAGCAUCAUCAGAUUUGACUGUCCGAGUGUGGCGACCCUUGUCCAACGAGUCUGAAGCUCCACAAACAAUAGGGCAACAUGCAGACUACGUAAAGUGUCUCGCAACACCAGGCCCGCAAGCAGACUGGGUUGCUUCUGGAGGACUUGACCGACGAAUAUGCCUCUGGGACCUUAGUGGUGCCGGCAAGAAGCUGGAAAUUGAGGUCGGGGACGAGGAGAAGAGUGAGAAGGGCUCUGUCUAUGCGUUGAGUGUAUGCCGUAGCAUGCUCGCCAGUGGUGGACCAGAAUCAAUUGUCCGACUAUGGGAUCCCAGGUCAGGAAAGAGAGUCACGAAGUUCGUUGGCCACACGGACAACAUCAGGGACAUCCUUAUAAAUGAGACCGGAGACACCAUCAUGACAGCCAGUUCUGAUCAGACGGUCAAAGUCUGGAGUGUCACAGCUGGGCGAUGCAUGCAUACAUUGACGAUGCAUAAUGACAGCGUCUGGUCUCUAUACUCCGAUGAUCCACAGCUUGGGAUAUUUUAUAGCAGCGACCGAUCUGGCUUGGUAGUCAAGACCGAUGUCCGCGGCACUCUGGGCGAAAUGGAUGAUGGUCUUGCUCUGGCUGUUGCACAAGAGAACGAGGGUGUUAACAAAGUGAUUGCAUGCGGAGAUUAUAUUUGGACUGCAACUUCCAGCUCGUCGAUCAAUCGUUGGACAAAUGUCGAUACCGGAGCUGAUAUUCAACUCCCAGAAGCUUACAGGCACCACCGUGCUUCAAGUGCAGCUUCAAGGCCUAGACAUCUCUCACCGCCAAUUGCAAAUGGAGAAGCAAAGAAGGAAAUACCUGCUCAAGCCGUGCUACGAAUAUCAAACACUGCUAGCUUCCCCACAGCAGCAGUCAGGGAAUCUGAUGCUGCUACAACAUACUCCUCCCUUAGCAACAUAAGGAAAGGCUCAGAGGUUAUCGUAGAUCCAGACAUUGGCGUUAUUAUACCAAUUCAGGCGCUACCAGAAGAGACGAUCGAAGGUCAGCAUGGUUUGGUCAAGCACAAGCUUCUUAAUGACCGCCGAAGAGCUUUGACCUUGGACACAGCCGGAGACGUUUUAUUGUGGGAUUUGUUGGGUUGUGUCCCAGUCCAAUCUUUUGGCAAGAAGCAUCUCGAAGAUGUAGAACCAGAGAUCAAUACGCUUGAAGCAGUUGCUCCGUGGUGCUCGAUCGAUACUAGGACAGGAAGACUCGCCGUUGUCUUAGAAGAGUACAACUGCUUCGACGCAGAAAUGUACGCAGACGAGCUUCAUCUAGACGAACCCGUAGAAUUCAGAGAAGAUCAAAGGAUAAACCUCGGAAAAUGGGUCCUCCGUCAUAUAUUUUCGAAUCUUAUCGAUGAGAUGAUUAAAAGAGACGAAAUCUUCAGAAAGGAGCUCAAUGACAACAUUAAGAAGAACGGCCAGAGAAAUAACGCUCCAACCUCUAUUCAAAUGCCUACCUCUGCUUGGCCAGAGGUCGGUGGCUCGGCUAUGACGCCUCGUGCAAACGGCACAUACCCUAUGACACCAGGCAUGGGUAUUGGUGUUGCCACUCCUGCCCCUCUGAAUCAUCUCCCAGGAGUUCCAGAAGAUGGGGCACCCUUAGACAAGAAGCUAUCCCAAGCUAGUCGAGACUCUGGUGAGAAGAGUGGUGACUAUUUCUCAAGCACGGCAAUUUCAACGGAGCCCACUCCCAAGCCCGCGGCGACUCCUGGUGAGCAAGCAGCUGAUGAUAAGCCGCCCAAAUCGCCAUCUGAUGCCGAUAAAGACACUAAUGGUAAAGAUGGUAACCAGUUCUUCGGGAAGAAAUUCCGCAUGGGAAUGUCCUUUGGAAGCAAGAAACUCGGACGAUCAGCAUCGGUCAAUACCGAUAAACCAGUAGUCGUGGAUGAGAAGGUCGAGGAAGGUUCGGAAACCUCAGAGAGUGGAGAGAAAGAGAAGGAAGUUGACGACAGCUUCUUUGGCAUCGUCCAAAAGAUCAGAAACGAGUAUGAUAAAACAGUGCUUGAAAACCCAGAGCAGCCCGUUGAGACAGGAAUCACUCCCAGUCUACCGAACGAGACGCCAGUCUUGAAGCCUCCACCAAUGACAACCGUCAUCAUCCAAGAAGAGACUUCAGGAGGAAGUGCAGAUUUAUAUAGAGGAACAGUGGCAACUGUUGGCGAAGAUGCGAAUCUAAUUGUAGAUCGAGCACCGAUGUGGCUUGGUGAUUUGCUUCUAAGGAACAGGAUACCUAUCAAAGAGCCAGUGAAGGUUUCCUUCGUCCUUCAGCCAUGGCAGGAAUUACUACCAAGCAUCGCUGGUCCAGAUGGUAAUUCUCGUUUGAACGCAAACAGAAUGCUGCGCGUGAAGAAGAUUCUGGCAUACGUGGCAGAGCGAAUUGAACCUGCGCCAGAAACUCCAGAUCCGAAUGCACUGAAACCAGAAGAAUAUUUAGAACUUUAUUGCUAUGACCAGAAACUCCCAAUUUCAAUGAGCCUGGCCACAUUGCGGGCUCAUGUAUGGAAAGGAGGCGCAGACGUCAUGCUAUAUUACAAGAGCAAUGGUCGUAAACCGAUCAAAUAUGAGAAGAAGCUGGAAACUGCAUCUAGCCCGACAACACCUGCUGCUCAGGCUACACCCAAUGUCUGAUUGUAUCUCUUAUGUACUGGCGCUAGUAAUCUAAUGAAAGGACAUUUAUGGGAAUAAUAUCUGUUGCAGUUGGCCCGGGUCAGAUCUUUGAUAUUUGUACAUUCUGAGAAAGCUAGCCGAGGAUGCUUAGACAUUUAAGCUUGCAUAUUUUUUAUAUCAUGAGUCGAUCAUUAUUUAGGCUUCACUUGCUACAGGAGAAGAUCUUCUAUGUAUUUCAAAAACUUGUUUCUGUAUCUUACAACGAAAUGUACAUU
Messenger RNA from Mollisia scopiformis, 3350 nucleotides. RefSeq names its product WD repeat protein-like protein. The coding region runs from base 112 to 3096 and encodes 994 amino acids. Gene Ontology annotation, molecular function: ubiquitin binding. Gene Ontology annotation, biological process: double-strand break repair via homologous recombination; protein deubiquitination. The record is from RefSeq and is a predicted model, not a curated record. NCBI's taxonomy places the organism in Eukaryota, Fungi, Ascomycota, Leotiomycetes, Helotiales, Mollisiaceae. The transcript is spliced from 7 exons.